Darwinula stevensoni is the source of this 642-nucleotide messenger RNA. NCBI's taxonomy places the organism in Eukaryota, Metazoa, Arthropoda, Ostracoda, Podocopida, Darwinulidae. The record is from the annotation of a GenBank genome assembly.
AUGGCCGAUCCACCUGAAUGCAAACUCACAGAGCGAGGAGCGGAGUAUGUGGGAAAACAAAACGUGACGAUGUCCGGGGUCCCCUGUCUACCUUGGCUCAUGAUCCCUUCUUCGUUCCUGUAUAAUGGGCUGAUCCUCAGGAUUCCAGAUGAAGUAGAUGGAAGACAUGGGUUUUGCCGCAACCCCGAAGUAAGGGAUUACGGCCCUUAUUGUUACACCAGCCUCGAGGGCGAAUGGGGCUAUUGUGACGUUCCAUUCUGUCCUACCCCUGACAGGGAAAAAUGCGAUGUUCGAGUCGGAGGCCAAUGUGUCAGCCCACUUGAAUGCAAGACGGACUUGAAGGGGAAGGCAUACAUUGGAACGAAGAAUGUGACCCACAAGGGGCACAAAUGCCUCCCGUGGAUGCUUGCCACAUCAUUGACGAGAGAAGAUCCUUUCUAUGGACUUCAGACUUAUGAGAUAAGUGAAGCGUAUAGUGUUAUAAUUACUGAUGCAGUAACUUUGAAUGCCUACACCAUAUUGGACGACAUGCACCCAGGGCACAAUUUCUGUCGGAACCCUACGGAAGACGAAAACGGUCCUUGGUGUUUCAAGAGCAGUGGGAAAGGACGUGAUUUUUGCGACAUCCCCACCUGCCCAUAA